This is a messenger RNA of Kwoniella botswanensis, 732 nucleotides long. RefSeq lists its product as uncharacterized. The record is from RefSeq and is a predicted model, not a curated record. Lineage: Eukaryota; Fungi; Basidiomycota; Tremellomycetes; Tremellales; Cryptococcaceae. The coding region runs from base 1 to 732 and encodes 243 amino acids. The transcript has 3 exons.
AUGGCAAGCUCACACAACCAAGGACAAGUACACGGACACGGUCAAUACGAUGAGACCGCUGCCAAGCCCUCUAUCGGACAAAAGAUUGGAGGUGGUAUUGAAGAACUUGUCGGAAAAGCAACUCAUAACCCCGGUAAAAUAGCCGAAGGCGAAGCUAAGAAACAUGGUUAUGCCGGUCCACCAGGAGGUGCUCAAGGUUAUAACGAAACUCUACACAAAGGUGAAAAUCCAGGCGGUUUAGCUGGAGAACAUUCUAUCAACCCUUCCGCACACGGUAAUCACGGUCAACAUGAACCAAGUCGACAUGAAGGGUUCAACUCCAACUCUCAGUCUCACUCUGGUCCAGGUGCUCACCACCCAGGUGGUGUAGGAAACCAAUCGCCCUUCCCUCCUGGACAAGGGGAACCGGGAUUCGGUGGACAUCCUCAACAACAACAGUUUCAACAAGGUCAACAUUCCGGAUUAGGUGGAGGGUCCACUUCUAGAACUCAUGAAGGUAUUGGAGGUGGACCGGCGGGUCAUGAUUCUGGAUUACCCUUGGGUAGCAACGCUGGCGGACCGGGUCAUCAUGGACAUGGUGUAGGUGGAGUCGAACAUGGUUCAGGUAUCGGUGGACAUUCUGGGACAGGAUAUGGUUCUGGACAAGGUAUCGGUGGUGGACAUCACACUGGUACGGGUGUAGGUGGAGACAACGUUCAACCUCCUUUUGGUGGAAGUGAUAGGAGAUAUUAG